GGAAGGUAUAAGAAGAGAUGCGGACAGGGGAGGGGGGCGAUGGAAAGAGGGGGUGCGGGGCCGAGGGGCAGGCGCUGACAGCUGCUUUCCCCGCACCCACAGUCCCCUCCCCCGGUGCCGCCGUGGGGUGGGACUCCCCGGCGGGGCACUGUCUCCCGUCCUCCUCCCCGCGCCCGGCUCCUAGGGUGGGUUUUGGGGCGGUCGUGAAGGGGGCGGCAGGACUCCCCUACCCGACGGCGCGUUCCGGACGCAGCCCCGCGGCCGGCGGCACCCCCGGGACCAUGCCCCGGCUGGGCGAGGGCUGCCCGGCGGCGGCCCCGCGCCUCGUCUCUGCUGCCGCUGCCGUCCUCCUGGGUUCCCUCUGCCUCCCGGGGGUUCUGGCCUCCUCCCUGCUCACAGGGUCCGUUGCAAAGUGUGACAACGAAGGGGAGAUUCUGCAGAUACCAUUUAUCACAGACAACCCGUGCAUCGUGUGCGUUUGCCUGAACAAGGAGGUGACAUGCAGGAGGGAGAAGUGUCCUGUGCUUUCCAAGGACUGUGCCCUGGUCAUUAAGCAGAGAGGAGCUUGCUGUGAGCGUUGCAAAGACUGCAGUUUGGGAGGCAAUACCUACAACAGCUCUAUGAAAUGGCACCUCCCUGGCAACCCCUGCAUUACCUACCAGUGCCAGGAAGGAGUGAUAGUGGAGUCAGAGGUGCAGUGUGUGGUUCAUUGCAAAAACCCUUCCAAAGUCCUGGGAAUGUGCUGUCCUGUGUGUCCAGGUUGCAUAUUUGAAGGAAGAGUUUACAACGAAGGAGAAGAAUUCAGGCCUGAAGGAAAUAAAUGCACCAAGUGCUCUUGUAUUGGUGGCAGGACGCAGUGCAUCCGAGAAGUCUGCCCCAUUCUCUCAUGUCCCCAGCACCUCAGUCACAUUCCUGCUGGACAGUGUUGCCCCAAAUGCUUAGGACAGAGGAAGGUGUUUGACCUCCCAUUUGGAAGCUGCCUCUUCCACAGCAACGUUUAUGAUAAUGGAACCUCAUUUGCUUAUGACAACUGCACGCUGUGCACAUGCAAGGAUUCCACAGUGAUAUGUAAGAAGAGGUGCUUGCUUCCUGGGGAGUGCAAUAAAAACAAGGACCACUGCUGCAAGGAGUGUGUCUCCUACAUCUCUCCUGAGGAAGUGAAAGUGUGCAAGUUUGGCAACAAAAUCUUCCAGGAUGGAGAGAUGUGGUCCUCUGUCAACUGCACCAUCUGUGCUUGUGUGAAAGGCAAGACAGAGUGUCGCAAGAAGCAGUGUGUUCCAGUCAACAGCUGUCCUCAUGGUAAAAUCCUGAACAGGAAAGGAUGCUGCCCCAUCUGCACUGAAAAGCCUGGCGUGUGCACUGUCUUUGGAGACCCUCACUACAACACUUUUGACGGACGGACAUUUAACUUUCAGGGAACAUGUCAGUACGUUUUGACGAAAGACUGCUCCUCCUCUGCCUCACCCUUUCAGGUGCUGGUGAAAAACGAUGCCCGCCGGACCCGCUCCUUCUCCUGGACAAAGGCAGUGGAGCUCGUGCUGGGCAGGAGCACCAUCAGCCUCCAGCAGCACCUCACCGUGAAGUGGAACGGGACCCGCAUCUCCCUGCCCUGCGAGACGCCGCACUUCCAGAUCGAUCUGGAUGGCUACUUGCUCAAAGUCACAACCAAAGCAGGCUUGGAAAUCUCCUGGGAUGGAGACAGCUUUGUGGAAGUCAUGGCUGCCCCCCACCUGAAGGGCAAACUGUGUGGUCUGUGUGGCAAUUACAACGGGCACAAGCGAGACGACCUGAUUGGAGGGGAUGGGAAUUUCAAGUUCGAUGUGGAUGAGUUCGCGGAGUCCUGGCGGCUGGAGACCAAUGAGUUCUGCAGCCGCCCGCACAGGAAACCCCUGCCCGAGCUCUGCCACGGCACAGUCAGGGUGAAGCUCCGAGCACACCGGGAAUGCCAGAAGCUCAAAGGGUGGGAGUUCCAGAGCUGCCACUCAACGGUGGAUUACACCACCUUCUACAGGUCCUGUGUGACAGACAUGUGCGAGUGCCCUGUCCACAAAAACUGCUACUGUGAGUCAUUCCUGGCAUAUGCCCGAGCCUGCCAGAGGGAAGGGCUCAAAGUCCAGUGGGUACCGGAGCAGAACUGUGCAGCCACCCAGUGCAAACACGGUGCAGUGUACGACACCUGUGGCCCAGGAUGUGUCAAAACCUGUGACAACUGGAACGAGAUUGGCCCCUGCAACAAGCCCUGCGUGGCAGGCUGCCACUGCCCAGCAAACUUAGUCCUCCACAAAGGCAGAUGCGUCAAGCCAGUCCUGUGCCCGCAGCGAUGACCUGACCUUGCCUCCCCUUCCCACGGACACUAACUCAGAUGCUCACAGCCAGUGGAGGACUCCAGCUACCCACAGAGUGUAAAUGUGCCCCUGUGUGUGUGUGUGUGUGUGUGUUUCUGUGUGUCCCUGUGCACGCACCUGGCACCUGGACCGCUCUAACAGGGACAGCUGCGCGUGUCUGGGCGCACAGAGCUCGACACAAGUGCCCUAACCGUAAGUCCAGCUCCUGUCUCUCUUCUGUGUCCACACACACACAGAUCUCCAUUUCUACACAGCAUAAAAGGUUGAAUUAUUAUUAUUAUUAUUAUUAUUAUAUGUAUAUUUUUUGCUAUAAAGUUUAUGUAUUGUUGUUAUUAUUUCUAGGGUCCCCUGCUCUGUAAGCCAUUGUAUAAAUAAACCAGGUGGUUUUAAUAUAA
Messenger RNA from Pogoniulus pusillus (Red-fronted tinkerbird), 2740 nucleotides. It is a transcript of the gene BMPER, whose product is annotated as BMP binding endothelial regulator. The record is from RefSeq and is a predicted model, not a curated record. The transcript has 15 exons. Bases 18 to 2324 code for a protein of 768 amino acids. Lineage: Eukaryota; Metazoa; Chordata; Aves; Piciformes; Lybiidae. Gene Ontology annotation, cellular component: extracellular region. Gene Ontology annotation, molecular function: protein binding.